Microcebus murinus (gray mouse lemur) is the source of this 656-nucleotide messenger RNA. The record is from RefSeq and is a predicted model, not a curated record. Lineage: Eukaryota; Metazoa; Chordata; Mammalia; Primates; Cheirogaleidae.
AUGGGAACCGCGGGCUUCCGCGCUGCCGGUACUGCAGAAAAUCAGCAAACAACUGUUUAUACAAAUCUCCCUGGGAAACUACGUCCCUCUCCCCAGAAAACAACGGGAAACAGAAGGAAACCUCCGGAGAAUCUGUUAUUAGAUGAUAAGUAUAACAUCAAAAUAACAGAUUUCAGCCUCAGCAAUGAAUUUACUUUGGGCACGCAACUGGAAACCUUUUACGGCACUACUCCAUACACAGCCCCCGAGCUCUUCCAGUGCAAGAAAUGUAAUGGCCCUGAGGUUGAUGUCUGGAGCCUCUACCUGCUUGUCAUUGACACCCUUCCCUUUGAUAAGGAAAACUUUAAGCACUAUUCUUCAGCAGAGAACUCCAGCUACUUCAACAAAGAUUGUCACCAGAGCAACCACCUCAGGCCAAAUCCGCUUCCCCAGAGGCACUUCUUUUCGUGGCUCUGUCUUCGGGCAGCCACAGUAGCAGCAGCCUUCCACAUGUGACGGCCCCCUGCCUGUCCCACCCUUUCCCGUGACUCUACCCCAUUGGCCCGACUGAGAAAGUCUGGAAGUCAGAAGAAGAUCUGUGUUUAUCUGCUUAAGUUGCAGGACAUGUGAUUGAAAAUGACAAAAAUUUCUGAAGAAAUAUAUGACUUUAAAAGGAG